AUGCGUUUUCCAAAGCUCCCGGCGAGAGCCGCGCACAUCCAUCUUAACAAUCCGUCUCGACGCAAUGCCCUGAGCCUCGAGGUCCUCGAGGACCUCCGAUCGCAGCUACUGACGAACCUAACUUCACCAAAAUCAGGGCGUCUCAUGACCCUGCCCCUAUUCAAGCCAGGUAUCCUCCACGAGCUGGAAAGAGUCAGCGAACGCGCAGCUCCGGACUCAACAGAAACUUCAGAACACAGCUGGCUCGUUGAUGCCAACGCGUGGGCAGAAGAACGCGCAGCCCUGCCCAACGUCCUCGUGCUGCGCAGCUCAGGCCCGGUCUUCUCCUCCGGCCACGACCUCAAGCAACUCGCAUCGCUCUCCCACGCCGAGGUCAAGGGCACCUUCGCCCUUUGCGCCGAAGUCAUGUCUCUCAUCCGCCACAGCCCUGCGCCGGUUGUCUGCCCGAUCCAAGGCUUGGCAAUCGCAGCGGGACUCCAGCUCGCCCUCUCCACGGACUACCCAAUCGCCCUGUCCACGACCAGGUUUCAACUGCCCGGCGCAAGCAUCGGGCUGCCGUGCACGAGCCCCGCCACGGCCGUGUCGCGCCGCAUCCCACCGGCGCAGACCUACCGCAUGCUUCUGACGGCUGAGGCGGUCACUGCCGACGUGAUGCGGGAUGCCGUGGACGUGGUCACGGAGCCUGAGCACGCAGAGUCAACUGACACGGCCGCUGCAGCGUUCGAGGGGCGUGUCGCGGAGGUGGUGGAGCGAUUGGCGGGCUCGGCAGGUCAGCCGAUGGCCUUGGGGAAAUGGGCGUUCUGGACCCAGCUCGGCAUCAACGGCAAGGAGCAGGACGGGAAAGGUGGUGAUGGGUACGAGGAUGCAGCGAGCUGGGCGGGGAGAGUCAUGGCCUUGCAUGCCAGGGCCGCUGAUUCGAGAGAGGGUAUCGCAGCCUUCACGGAGAAGCGGAAGCCGUCGUGGAAAACAUGA
Molecule: messenger RNA, 972 nt
Organism: Colletotrichum chrysophilum
Lineage: Eukaryota; Fungi; Ascomycota; Sordariomycetes; Glomerellales; Glomerellaceae
Exons: 1
Coding region: 1-972 (323 amino acids)
Molecular function (GO): hydro-lyase activity
Source: RefSeq, a predicted model, not a curated record